AUGUCGACGUUCGGUGUUGCCACUUCCGUCAUACAAACUAGGAAGAACCAGCAAAGCUUGCGCGCGACAGUGGAGGCGUACGACACGGUCCGGCUGUGGGACGGGCGCGAGGUGGACAGCGGCCACGUGUCCCCCGGGGACGUGCUGCUGUUGCCGCGCCACGGGUGCGUCAUGCACGUGGACGCCGCGCUGCUCAGCGGCUCGUGCGUGCUCAACGAGAGUAUGCUCACAGGAGAGUCGGUACCGGUAACGAAAACUGCCUUGUUACGUAUAGACAAACCAUUCGAUAUGAAGGAGCAUGCUUCCAGUAUAUUGUUCUGCGGCACGAGAGUGAUACAAGCUCGCCAACACAACGGCGAACCUGUUAGGGCUUUGGUCCUUCGAACCGGAUACAACACUAGUAAAGGCCAGUUGGUCCGCAGCAUUCUGUAUCCGGUCCCGGCUGACUUCAAGUUCGAUAGAGACUCUUACAAGUUCAUCAUCAUACUGGCUUUCAUAGCUCUGUUAGGUCUUGCUUACACUGUAGCCCUGAAGGUAAGUAAUUUUAUAAAAGUCUAUUUUUUACCAAACGUGUUAUAG
Molecule: messenger RNA, 579 nt
Organism: Diatraea saccharalis (sugarcane borer)
Lineage: Eukaryota; Metazoa; Arthropoda; Insecta; Lepidoptera; Crambidae
Source: the annotation of a GenBank genome assembly